CGCAGCUCGAGAUCUUGUCGGUUGGCAGUUGCCAAGAGAAGCACAGGCGAAGACGACGAUGAACAUGCUGCGCGCCUGUCUUGGCAUCAUGCUGGUCAUGAUCCACAGCGCGGUGGGCGGCCACGACUGCGGCCACGACGAGCUCAUGGAGCGCUUCCUCGCCGACGUCGAUGCGUCGACGCUGCGCAGCCCGCAGAACCUCGUGUCGUCGACAAGUCGCCGCCUCGACGGCGACGCCGUCGCCAGCAGUCUCUUCAAUCCCAUUCGCAUCUCCUUCGACACGUCCAAGCUCUUCAGCGAUCCGGGCUACCUCUGUGCCAACGUCGGCGACGUCGUGAGCCGCGACGGGUCGAGCUACACGUGUGCGCCCAACGACGUCUUGACCUCGGACAAGCGCAGCUUCAUCACCAACGUGCUCCUGCCUGCGAUCACGUCGUACUUUUCCAAAGUGCUCUCGGUGCAGUCGGUCUCGGGCAACCUCGUCGUGCCCGGCAUCGGGUGCGGCUCGAAUGGGCAGUGGGCCUGCUGCACCAACUCGAUGCCACCGUACUUGGCAUCGACUGGCAUUGCCAAAACGGACUUUCUCAUCCACGUGACGGCCCGCCCCACGUCCGGCGCCGUCCUCGCGUGGGCGCUGCCGUGCAACCUCGACCAAUACGGCCGCCCGAUCUCGGGCCAAGCCAACUUUGGCCCCAAUCGGCUCGAUGCGUCGAGUGCGGCGCGGUCGCAGCAAGUCGGCACAGCGCUCCACGAGAUGACGCAUGCGCUGGGCUUUUCGUCGUCGCGGUUUCCCGACUUUCGCCAGCCGCUCAACGGCGCGCCGUGGGGCGCGGGCAACAUCGUGUCCAACACGCUCGAGCGCGGCGUCGCCGUCUCCAAGAUCAUUACGCCCAAGGUCGUGGCGGCCGUCAAGCAGCAAUUCAACUGCUACAACUGGGUCAACGCCGGUGGCGAGCUCGAGAACGGAGCCCAGGGCACCGCGGCCACGACCACGAGCCACUGGGAGAAACGUCUCUUCCAGAACGAGUACAUGACGGCGACUGCAUCGGCGACCCCGGUCUUCUCAGCGCUCACACUCGCGCUCUUUGAAGACAGCGGGUGGUACACGGCCAACUACUCGAUGGCAGAGGCGCUUGCGUGGGGAUACCUUGAAGGCUGCACGUUCGCCACGGCCAAGUGCUCCGAGUGGAGCAGCGACUACUUCUGCAGGGCCAAGGGCGACCGCUGCACGCCAACGCGCGACGCCAAAGGCUACUGCAACAUUGCCACGUACACGUCGAGCAUCCCGGCGGGGUUUCAAUACUUCGGCAACGCGGCGCUUGGCGGUCAAGACACGUACGCAGAUUAUUGCCCGCUCAACGCUGGCUACAGCAACGGCGGCUGUGCCAACCUCGGCACGUAUGUGACGCCAAACAUGGGUGAGAUCUUGUCGCCGUCGAGCCAGUGCUUUCAGUCAACGCUGUCCACGUCUGGCACCCGGACGUCGACACCCGUGUGCUAUCGUGUCGAUCGGUGCACGAAGACCGCGAUGCUUUUGACCGUCGGCACCACCCAAGUGUCGUGCCCCAUGGCUGGCGGCGCCGUGUCGGUCCCCGGGUACUCGGGCUCGCUCAGUUGUCCGCCAGCGAAUGCCAUUUGUCAGCGGCUCCAGAACGAGUGUUCGGGCGCCGGCGUUCUACAAACCGACGGCUCGUGCGUCUGCCACCCUGGCUUCAACGGUGCCGACUGUUCGCUGCUUAACUGCCCGACGGCCAAUGGCGCCACAUGCGCUGGCCAGGGUACGUGCGACGGCAGCACGGGGCAGUGCACCUGCAAGCCUGGAUACACGGGUCUGGCAUGCUCGCUUCUUGUGUGCCCGGGCAUCAACGACCUCAAGUACAAUGCUGCCGAGUGCUCGAACCACGGCACGUGCAACGCGGUUGCUGGCACGUGCACCUGCCACGCUGGGUACUCUGGCAAUGCGUGUGAAUGCGUCCCGGGCUGCCCUGGCUGCGGCGCGAACGGCAGCUGUGACUGCAGGACAGGGUCGUGCGUCUGUAACAGUGGGUACUAUGGCACAUCGUGCCAAACCAACCAAAUGCCUCCUAUUACAACGCUCGAGCUCGGAAACGCCACUGCGUUCCAAGGGUUCGUGGCAGCCAAGAGCUAUCAAUUCUUCCGGGUCCAGCUCAAUUCGAGCUCGUCCGACGUGACGGUGCACGUGGUCACGACCCGUGGCGACGCGGAUGUCUACGCUUCGUUCGUGACGCCAACGCCAAGUGUUGGCAGCUUGCGCGCGUCGACGUUCGUGAGCGACGCCAACCGCACCGACGGCAUCGACGCCAUCACGCUCUGUGGGACCCUCGGCGUCUUUCCCCGGGGCAUCAACGACACGUUUCACUUUUGCCGCCAGCCCAACACGCAGUUCGUCCAAGGUGCCCCGGGGUACCUCUACAUUGGCGUGUUUGGGUUCGCCGCCUCGCGCUUUACAAUCGCCGUCAAGCUCAACAAGUGCUCGAGCGAGAGCUGCUCCAACCACGGCUCUUGCGGCAAGUAUUACGCCGGUGUGUGCGCGUGCGAUCGGUACUGGACGGGCGAUGCGUGCAACUUGCCCCAGUGCCGGCCCGACUGUGUCGACUUUGACAAUUGCCCGGUACCAGGAUCCUCGACGCCCGUCGGUGUUGUCUCGAAAGGGCUGCGCAGCACAACCGACUGCUACGGCAACGGCGUCUGCACGGUCCAGACCAACGCGGAUGGUGUCGACCAGCCGACCUGUGUCUGUGACCCGGCGUACCACUACGACCGCCCGAAUGACGCACAGAGUCUCUGCAAGGUCCCGAUCCCGUCCAUUUCGUACGUCGAGCACUACAACAGCUCGUUCGUGGUCUAUGCGCAGUCGUUGGACGAGCAGGUGGACAUUGGGCAAUGGGCUCUCUAUACGAUCAACGUGCAGCCCAGCUGGAAUUAUGUCCAUGUCCAGCUCGACGCGGCCUCGCUCACUAGCGACGCACUGGUACUGGUACGAAAAAACACACUGCCGUCGCUGGACGUGACGCACCCGUACCCGGUCCAAGCGGCCGAUGCCCACGCGUGGGCAUCGCAAGCCGGCACCCAGCGCAUCUUGCUGACGCGCGCGGCGUCGACACUUAGCGAUGGCCUUCUCUAUAUCGGUGUCUACAACACCCUCUAUGCACGGAGCUCGCUGGCCUUUUCGCUCAACGUCCAAGCCAACAGCAGCUGCGUGAACGCAUCGCGCGUAUGCCCCGCGGCGACGUCGACGUGCUCGCCCGCCCUCGAUGGUCUCUGUGCGUGUGCGACCGGCUACGGCGGAGCGUUUUGCGACCGCGGACCCAUAGCCCACCGUCGAGUGUGGCACAACGCGUCGGCGAUCAAUAUCUCAAUCCAACUCCACCCUGGAAAGUGGACGUACCUCACACUGGAUGUCCCCGAUCCCGACGUGGCGUUCAUCAAGGUGCAGCUGAGCAACAUUGACGAUGCGAUGCCGCUUCUGCUCGUGCGGGGACCUCUUGAAACGGGUUUACCGGCGCUCGACCUCGGCGCUUCCUUUGAUUUCGACGGCAUGGCCGCUGGUGCCACGUCGCAGACGGUCGUGGUGCCUGUCUCGACGGCGUGCAGCGGGCCCACGUGCUACAAGAUUGCCGUCUACAACAAGCGGUUCGCGGCCGAUAUCCUCCACGCACAGCUCUUGGUGCAGCCUUUGGCAGCCCUCUCCGAGGUGUACCCGUCCUCGACUUGUGGCGGCAACGGCGAUGUGACCCUUUGUGGUGGUCGAGGGACGUGCCUCGACAGCAAGGACGGUCCGAGCUGCAGCUGCAAGAACGGCUGGCACGGACUCACGUGCGAAAGCCCGAAUCCCAUGGAUAUGGGCGCGCUGUGGUAUGCAUCCGAGAACGCGUCGUUGCUCUGCAGCGUGUGUACGUCAACAUUUUCCCUGCCCAACGAUGGCGGCGCUCUCUUUACGCUGCCGCAGUCGAUGCAGCCCAACACGGGCAUUCAGCUGCGCGUGACCAACCUCGAUGGCGUCUCCCCCAGCGUCUACGUGGCCGAGGUCCCGCCGCGGUCGAUCUAUGACUUUAGCCUCGUAUCGUUUUCGAAUGGGACGGAGGAAGUCGUGCAGCUGCUCAAUGAGCCGCUUUCGGGCCAGUUUUGGGUCCUCGUGUAUUCGGAGGCGCCCAUUGCGAUGAGCACAAGCAACGCCAGUGUCUACUCGCGCUUCCAGAUUGCAGCAUCGCUCGUUGCACGCAACGGCAGCAGCGCCGCGAACGCGUCGAUCACAGCCAGCGGCUUCCUGCCGUCCGUCAUGCAGUGGCUCACGACGACACCGGCCGGCAUCACAGUCUUCACGAUGCUCCUCAUCUUCUUGGCGCUCGUCGUUGGGUUCUUCGUCUACCGCAUCUUUCGGUCGCCCGACAACCAGGACGGCGCAAUUCGCAGCAUUGCACACGACAUUCCCGUGUCCAGUCGCCCCGUGGUGCCAAGUCCUGCGACAGAAGCCCCCGACUCGCCCUUGCACAACGCCGGUCGCAACGAGUCGGCGUCCGAUGGUGGCCGCCGCCGGUCCAUCGACAUUGAGCUCGCCGAGCACCCCCACUUGGCGCAGCUGUAAACGAGCGCAUGGUCCCAGGACGGUGCCAUUCGCGGCGGUAAACAAGUGCAAUAUGGCUGCAGAAUGCGUCGCCGAUCGUACUUCUUCAAAACACGACCAAGGUUCCUCCUUGUUUGUCAUCACUCGAGC
Saprolegnia parasitica CBS 223.65 is the source of this 4735-nucleotide messenger RNA. RefSeq lists its product as hypothetical. Gene Ontology annotation, molecular function: metalloendopeptidase activity. The transcript is spliced from 27 exons. The record is from RefSeq and is a predicted model, not a curated record. Gene Ontology annotation, biological process: cell adhesion; proteolysis. Bases 59 to 4606 code for a protein of 1515 amino acids. NCBI's taxonomy places the organism in Eukaryota, Oomycota, Saprolegniomycetes, Saprolegniales, Saprolegniaceae. Gene Ontology annotation, cellular component: membrane; cytoplasm; extracellular region.